CAGUUUAUUGGCCAGCUGCUUGCUCCUGAGAUCACGUGUUACGUGACACUUGCGGUGAAAAGGACGUUCCACGUACGCCGCCUUGGCCAUGAGCGGCGCUCGCCAGCAGACCCGUGGUGCUAGUCUAGUACACAUGCAAGUACUUGUACACAUGUACGCUUUAAUAUGUAAAGCACCGCAAGCGUUUGAGGGGAUGUGGUUACGGUACUCACCUGCGGCAAGCUGUAUUUUCGUGCACUUUCAUUUUUCUUUGCCUUAUUAUUUCUAGAUGUCUCAAUUACACACGGCAAUCUACUUCCUCUACGGUUUCUCAGGCUUCGUUAUCUGCCACUCCUUAUCAUUGUGACAAAAAAACAAAAAUCGAGCCCCUCGAUUGCUCCCAUUCUCCUCACUAAAUCUUGAGCAACUCGAAGCGCCUGCCCCAAACUUCCACGGUUGUCCAGUAGACCUUGUCCUCUUCCUUGAAGGACUGAGGGGCUGUAAGACAAUGUGCCUCCCGUAAUGUUAGAACUUAGUGCACUUAUACGUCAGUGUAAGUCAAACGGACACUAUAAAGACCAACCUUAGAUCUAUUUAGGCAAGCAAAGUAUACUCCGAAACUUCCCUGGGCCUUUAUUUGGCGGGAAAGGGCUGAUUGCAAGGGCAGAUAAUGGAGGCCGCAGUUUACCUUUUUGAAUUUUGAGCUCAGACCGCAUCGCAAUAUAUUACUAACACUUCUAUGAAUCUUGGUAAAAUGGGUGGCCAGCCGAUCAGAGCCUCGUUAAAGCUUACAAUAGUUUUCAAGUAAACUUGUACAGACUUGAGUCAUCUCUGUGAAUGGUAUACAGCGUCACCUAAAGAAUUUAUUUUGGAAUCCACGCGGGCUUUGAACUGUUUGCUCUCAGCUGAUAUUGAUCUUGGUGUAUGCCUCCCGAGAGCUGAACAGAUGUGCGAAAGCUUUUCUUCUUUUUUGUCAUUGUUCCGGGACCUUUUCUAAGUUCAAACUCCGAAGUAUAGAACGGGAACACAUCCGUAAGUGUAUUCCGCUUCACAGUAACGCAUGCAAAAUAUUUAUUAACCGCACAGUGUUGUUGUUUAAACGCCAUGCUGCUAAUUAUUUCGCAAGAACAAGAGAAUGUGCCUGCGCGAAAUAGUUCCCGAGUGAAGCAUUCUUCUAGCAAUUUCGCUGGCAGCCGACGUUCUUCCCGUGUACGCGCACCCGUGACCGAGCAGACAACCAUACGCCCAGUCAGCCUUUGUGUUGCUGUCAAGGAUGGCGAUAAGCGGUACACGCCAUAAAGCGACCGGGCCCGCACUGCAACAGCGAUCGGCGCCCACCGCGUAGCAAUCGCGCCAUGGACUCUCCGAGGAGCUGACUUGUGGCAGUCGGCUGCUGCUGGGUCAACGUCUUCUCGUUCUGCAUGAUCCGCUCCGCAGCCGUCGUGUACGUGAGCAUCAUCGAGACGUUCCAGACGACACGAGAAGAAGCCGCCUGGCCGGUGACCCUGGCAGCCACAUGCUACUUUUCUGCAGCCCUGAUAGCAGGUAUACUUGCGAGACACGUGGUCGUGUGGAAGAUCACCUUUACCGCGUGCUUUGUUGCUGCUAUCGCGGUGUCCUUGUGCUUCUUCGCCACCGGCGUCACCUACCUGGCCCUCGUAUACGGAGUCGUUUACGGGCUAAGCGUCGGUCAGCUCUCCCUGUCAAGCACGGUGAUCAACCAGCACUUCACCAAGUAUCGAGCUGUUGCUUCUGGGCUCAACAUGGCCGGCUUCUCCGUGGGCGGUCUCAUCUUUCCGCCCACAAUCCAGUUCUUCUUCGACGAGUUCGGCUUCCGGGGUGCAUUCUUGCUCGCAGGUGGAACCAUACUAAACGGAACUGCUGGCACGCUACUGCAGCGCAUACCAGCACCAAAACAGGCUCCUCAGCCUGCACAGGAGUCUGCGGAAGUCACUAAACAGAACAUUCAAGACUCGGACACUACGGAGGGAGCGCGCGUGCUAUCAGAAUCCACCAGUACGUUGCACUGUCAAAAUGAGGAGUCAGCCAUCACGAAGCACAACUUGAAGAGCGGCGUGAAAAAUGCGGGUUUUGAGCCAAGCGAACCUGCCGACGGAAGCACCCCGACGGAAAACGUGCACGUGGUUGAAUGCAGCACAUGCUGUCUGAGCGUGAAAGAAAACAUCACUUGCGGGCGGGAUUCCCCCAAAACAGAAAGGAGAGCUAACUUGUCAGUGGAUGCAGAAGCUCCCAUCCGAAAUAUUCUUCGUGAAGACUACGUCACGCAUAAAGCGGACACGUGCCGAAAGGGUGCGCCGUUUCCGCUUCCUGUGCAUAAAGCGAAGCUAACGCUUAGUGCAGAGCAGUCUUCCAGCAAGCUCUCGAUAUGUGCUGCGGAAGUGCACCCUACAGAAGCGGCGCAGAGGACUUCCGGAGGUGUCAAGUCAGCGCUGCUGGCGGCCAAAGAACUGUUCAGUUUCCUCGCGCUUGCCAAGUACUACGUAGUGGUCCUGUCCAAAGUUGUUAUCGUCACAAAUGCAAUGACGUUUUCUACAGUUAUCAUCGACCUCGCCAUGGACCACGGCAUAAACAGAUGGAGGGCGCUCACUUUGAUCUCGGCGUACACAGGCAUGGACCUCACGGCCAGACUCGCUUCCGGGUGGAUCACAGACCGAAACUUUUUGUCCAGGAAAGCGUUGAUGGCGUUCUGCAUGUCAGUCUGGACGGCUGCUAACUUUUGCUUCGCAUUUGGUGACUCGUACGUUGUGCUCGUGAUUGUGUCUGGCGUGGCGGGCUGGUGCAAUGGUUCGACGCUGCCGUUGGUGCCGGUGUUGUACAUGGAGGUGGUGGACAUUGGUCGCUUCAGUGUUGCCUAUGGACUAAGUUCAUUCUUAGUGGGACUAACGGGACUACCAAGACCAUCUCUAACAGGUUACUUCAGGGACAAGCUGGGAAGCUACUCGGGCCUGUUCCUUCUGACCGGUACAUGCAGCGCGCUCUCCGCAAUGCGCUGGACGUACGUUACCGUGCGAGAAAAGUGCUGUCGAAACCGACAGAAAGAAUAAAGCUUGUACAAAAUCA
Molecule: messenger RNA, 3060 nt
Organism: Dermacentor andersoni
Lineage: Eukaryota; Metazoa; Arthropoda; Arachnida; Ixodida; Ixodidae
Biological process (GO): transmembrane transport
Molecular function (GO): monocarboxylic acid transmembrane transporter activity
Source: RefSeq, a predicted model, not a curated record